GCUGAGGCUCCCGGUGGGGUACCACGGCAGGGCCUCCUCAGUGGUCGUUUCUCGGACCCCCAUCCGCCGGCCCUCCGGCCAGAUGAGGCCGGACCAGACAAAGCCUCCAGUGUUUGGCCCGUCUAAGCAGCUGGACAUCGAGCUGGAGAUGGCCUUCUUUGUUGGAGGAGGGAAUCAGCUGGGGGAGCCAAUCCCCAUCGAGAAAGCCCAUGAACACAUCUUCGGCAUGGUGCUCAUGAACGACUGGAGCGCCAGGGACAUCCAGGCGUGGAGGAGUAUGUUCCUCUCGGUCCCUUUCCUGGGGAAGAACUUUGGAACAACCAUUUCCCCCUGGAUCAUCCCCAUGGAGGCGCUGUUACCCUUCGCAGAGCCCAACGCCAUCCAGGAUCCAGAGCCCCUCCCUUACCUGCAGCACCCGGACCCCUUCACCUUCAACAUUAACCUAUCUGUGUCACUUAAAGGGACAUGGGCAGAUGCAGCAACCAUCUGCAAGACAAACUUUAAGUACAUGUACUGGACCAUGAAGCAGCAGCUCACCCAUCACACAGUGACCGGGUGCAACGUGAGACCAGGGGACCUGCUGGCCUCGGGGACCAUCAGUGGACCUGAUCCAGAGAGCUUUGGCUCCAUGCUGGAGCUGUCCUGGAGGGGCUCUAAGAACAUUGAUCUGGGGGGAGGAGAAACCAGAACUUUCCUGAGGGAUGGAGAUCAAGUCACCAUCAAAGGUUACUGUCAGGGAGAUGGAUACAGGGUGGGCUUCGGACCCUGCGCGGGGACCAUCCUCCCCGCCCUGCAGCACUGAAACACACUUAUUGUUACUUAAGUGGGGAUCAUUUAGCGUUUCCACACACACACACACACACACACACACAAACACACAAACACACACACACACACACACACACACACACACACACACACACACACACACACACACACACACACACACACACACACACACACACACACACACACAGGUCUGAUUACAACUCUUUUCAGAAUAUUUUUUAUUAAAUGACAAAACUUGGUAAACAGUCAAUAGGGCAAACAUAUUUGGAUUAUUCCAAGUUAAAGUUGCCCUAAAAUCCCUGUGUUCCCUCCACUCAUUUGUUUACUUCAGCAACAUAGUGACAUCAUUAUGUAACACUUGACACGCGCCUCUAUUGGCUGGUGUGUCAACACAUUGCACGUGAUAGGCUAAGGGGCUCUCUAAGCGGUUUGACCAAUCACAACAGAGCAGGUCAGCUAACUAAUCAGAGCAGACUGGGCUCUGGUUUCAGACAGAGGGGUGAAAAGGAGGUGCUGCAGCACAGGCAGUAUGAGAAAAAUAAAGAGCUUUUUGAACAUUAAAGCAUGGAGACAUGUGGCUGGUAGAGACACUACAUACUGAUAGGAACCCUAAUAUUAGCAGAAUAUGUCCUCUUUAAAAUAGUCCCAGAAUGUAAACUGUAUUUAGAAUUUCUUCAGCCCCUUUUAAAGACAAAAAGGUGUCGGUAGAAAUAAAUCAUGCACAUUUCAUUUAGUUUUCUAAACUGACUUUAAAGGUCACCUAUUAUGCAAAAUGCACUUUUUGUGUCUUUUCUAUAUAUGUGUCCCUGGUGUGUCAGGAGACUCACAAAGUGUCCGAAAAUAAAACCCUCUCUCUUUCAA
Gymnodraco acuticeps is the source of this 1650-nucleotide messenger RNA. Its product is annotated as fumarylacetoacetase-like. Gene Ontology annotation, biological process: L-phenylalanine catabolic process; homogentisate catabolic process; L-tyrosine catabolic process. The record is from RefSeq and is a predicted model, not a curated record. Lineage: Eukaryota; Metazoa; Chordata; Actinopteri; Perciformes; Bathydraconidae. Gene Ontology annotation, molecular function: fumarylacetoacetase activity.